Molecule: messenger RNA, 2667 nt
Organism: Hypomesus transpacificus
Lineage: Eukaryota; Metazoa; Chordata; Actinopteri; Osmeriformes; Osmeridae
Product: ATP-dependent zinc metalloprotease YME1L1-like
Exons: 18
Coding region: 152-2353 (733 amino acids)
Biological process (GO): protein quality control for misfolded or incompletely synthesized proteins; mitochondrion organization
Cellular component (GO): mitochondrial inner membrane
Molecular function (GO): ATP binding; ATP-dependent peptidase activity; metalloendopeptidase activity
Source: RefSeq, a predicted model, not a curated record
UUCCGUAGUUUUGCCGACCAGUUCCGAGAAACACAAGACAGGCUAGUUAACUAGCCAAGGUACUUCAGUGAAACACAAUUACAAGACCGGAGAAUUUGCAUCUGACCGCGAAGCCACACAGCUGAGAGUCAGGCAAUAGACUCUUCUGAAAAUGUUUUCUUUGUCAAUGACAGUCCAACCACAGGUGACAGUUCCUCUGAGUAACUUGAUUAACGCCCUCCACUCCUUGAAGAGCUCUGUAAGUAUCAGCAGCUCUGCCGCCAAGACACAGCGCGCGGAGAACGCUACCGAGCAGGAGACAGCCAGCUCGGAGCCCAGCCUGAGCCUGAAGGAGCUGGGUCUGUCUGACCUGGGUCUGGGCCAGCUGCACGAGCUGGUCAACACCGUGCUUCCCUGCUUGCACCAGCAGGGGGCGCCAUCUCCCCCCAGCCCCAUUCAGAACGCCUGGAAGACCUCCCACCUGUCCUCCCACUCCUUCUACCACAACAAACAUGGGUUCUCUGGCGGUGCCAUGGGCCCCCUCCCCCUGGGCCCCGCCCCCCUGGCCUUCUGCAGACAGAGCCCCUCCCCCCUCCAGAAAGUCUCCGCCCAGCUGCCCUACUGGCCAGUGUGGGUGCAGACCAGGGGCUUUAAGACCCUGAGGAAGGCCAAGAGGCUGAGGGCAGGACAGGAGCGCCCUCUGGAGGUGGAAAGCUUCACACCCUCCUUCAUGAAGGGCCUGCUGUGGCGGGAGCGCGGUGCAGAGGUGGAGACCCUGGAGACGCUGCUGAAGAGCCGGAACGUUCCGGACGGACACCAGGACGCCUUCAAGGGCGGCUUCGCUGAGGGCUUCCUCAAGGCCCAGGCCCUCACACAGCGCACGCAGGACUCUCUGAGGAGGACCCGGCUGAUCCUGCUGGUGCUGCUGCUGGUGGGACUCUACGGCCUGUCCAAGACCCCCUUCUUAUCGGUGCGGUUCCGAACCACAUCAGGGCUGGACUCUGCGGUGGACCCGGUGCAGGUGAAGAGCGUGACCUUCGAGCACGUGAAGGGCGUGGAGGAGGCCAAGAACGAGCUGCAGGAGGUGGUGGAGUUCCUGAAGAACCCUCAGAAGUUCACCGUGCUGGGGGGCAAGCUGCCCAAAGGUGUGCUCCUGGUGGGCCCCCCAGGCACGGGGAAGACCCUGCUGGCCAGGGCGGUGGCCGGGGAGGCAGACGUGCCCUUCUACUACGCCUCAGGGUCCGAGUUCGACGAGAUGUUCGUGGGCGUCGGAGCCAGUCGCAUCAGGAACCUCUUCAGAGAGGCAAAGGCCAGCGCCCCCUGUGUGAUCUUUAUAGAUGAGCUGGACAGUGUUGGGGGGAAGAGGAUCGAGUCUCCCAUGCAUCCCUACUCCAGACAGACCAUCAACCAGCUGCUGGCAGAGAUGGACGGGUUCAAACCAAACGAGGGCGUGAUCAUUAUAGGAGCUACAAACUUCCCUGAGGCUCUGGACAGUGCUCUGAUUCGUCCUGGUCGCUUCGACAUGCAGGUGACCGUCCCCAUGCCUGAUGUGAAGGGACGCACAGAGAUCAUCAACUGGUACCUCCGGAAGAUCAAAGUGGAUCCUGACGUGGAGGCUAAAAUCAUCGCCCGUGGCACGGUUGGCUUCUCCGGGGCUGACCUGGAGAACCUGGUGAACCAGGCGGCGCUGAAGGCAGCGGUGGACGGCAUGGACAUGGUGACCCUGAAGGAACUGGAGUUCGCCAAGGACAAGAUCCUCAUGGGGCCGGAGAGGAGGAGCGUGGAGAUCGACCAGAAGAACAAGGAGAUCACAGCGUACCACGAGUCCGGCCAUGCCAUCGUAGCGUACUACACCAAGGAUGCCAUGCCUAUCAACAAGGCCACCAUCAUGCCCCGAGGACCCAGCCUGGGCCACGUGUCCAUGCUCCCUGAGAAUGACCGCUGGAGUGAGACGCGCUCCCAGCUGCUGGCCCAGAUGGACGUGAGCAUGGGCGGGCGAGUUGCCGAGGAGAUCAUCUUCGGCAUCGAGUACAUCACCACGGGUGCGUCGAGUGACUUUGACAGCGCCACCAAGAUCGCCAAGAUGAUGGUGACCAGAUUCGGAAUGUGUGAGAAGCUUGGGGUCAUGACCUACGGUGAUGUCACCAAGCAGAGCCCGGAGACGCAAGCUGCCAUCGAACAGGAAACCAGGAAGCUGUUGAAGGACUCGUAUGAGCGGGCGCGGGCGCUGCUGAAGCAGCACGCUAAAGAGCACCGGAUGCUGGCCGACGCCCUGCUGAGGUACGAGACGCUGGACGUCAAGGAGAUCCGUCUGGUGCUGGAGGGCAAGGACCUGGAGCUGAGGGAACCUGGGCCAGGUGGGCUGGGGGCCUGAGACCCACCUGGGGGCUGGGGGCGAGGACCGGGAGCAGAGACCCCCUGGGGCAGUGGGGCUGAGAGAGUCAGGGAGGCGGGGCGCCGGGGGUCAUGGUUGUAUAUCAUGGAUCUGGGGGGCAGGGGGGCAGGGCUGUACACAUGGACACCAUACAGGUCAGUUAGGGGCUAGAGAGGGUGUGGAGGGUGUGGAGGGUGGGUGAUGAGGGUGUGGAGUCUGUAUAGGGAAUGUUGGGGCAGAGGUCAUGGGUUAAGGGCACUCCCUGUGACUGUGGAGGAAAAGCCAGGCCAGGGGGGCUUGGGAUUGGACGAGGC